AUGUCGUCAACGGCCACUCAGGAGGAAGACUCGCGUACCAUUACCCUCACCAAUGGCAAGACAUUCACCUUCGACUCGAAUGCGUCAACAACAGACGAAGCCAUCCCCGUCAUUGAUGUCUCUCGCAUGUACAGUGACAAAUUGGAGGACAGGAAGGCGGUAGCCGAAGAAAUUCGCGAAGCUGCUCAUGGCAUUGGCUUUCUCUCGAUCAUCAACCAUGGCGUGGACAUGAAACUUGCCCAAGAUGUGAUGGACGAGGCCAAGUCAUUCUUUGCCCUUCCCACCGAGAGGAAAAUGGAAGUUUGCACAGACUUGAUGCCUGAUGAGUAUUGUGGUUAUCACCCAAUGCAACACUAUAAUCCGAAUGGCUGGAAGAAGAGAGAUCUAUACGAGGCCUUCAACUGGAAUUACAAUGCGGCCAAUGACCCUGAUUUCCCAGAUGAAUCCAUUUCAGAGAUCAACCUUUGGCCGACAGAGUUGCCAGGCUUCAAGAAGAUCCUCUGCACGUAUCAAACGGAGAUGAUCAGGCUUGCUCGGAAACUGACGAGGAUGUUUGCGUUGGCGCUGCAUAUUCCUGAGGACUCCUUUGAAGAUAUGGUGCAGAGACCAGAGGCGGGCUGCAGGAUACUACAUUACCCUCAACAGGAAACAUCUCGUGACGAACAGAAUGGCAUAGGGGCCCAUACUGACGUCGAAUAUUUCACCAUCAUUACGGCCGACGCUGAAGGCCUCGAAGUUCUCAGCAAGUCUGGCCGGUGGAUCAAAGUCAAGCCGAUUCCGGGCUCAUUCAUUGUGAACAUCGCAGACUGCUUCAUGCGGCAAACGAACGACUUUUUCGUGAGUACAGUCCACCGAGUGAUCAACGAAAGCGGACGAGAGAGAUACUCGGUACCAUUCUUCUGGGGGUUUGACCGGCGAAGCGUGAUCAACCCUAUUCCUACUUGCGUCAGCGAAGACAAUCCGAACAAAUACGAAAUCAUGACUGCAGGAGAAUAUUACUUGUGGCGGACUAGGCGACAGAAGAUAAUGUGGAAGAUUGGAGAGGGUCAGGUACAGCCUUAG
Molecule: messenger RNA, 1062 nt
Organism: Exophiala spinifera
Lineage: Eukaryota; Fungi; Ascomycota; Eurotiomycetes; Chaetothyriales; Herpotrichiellaceae
Exons: 3
Coding region: 1-1062 (353 amino acids)
Source: RefSeq, a predicted model, not a curated record